This is a messenger RNA of Penicillium manginii, 4077 nucleotides long. RefSeq names its product autophagy protein ATG11 (gene atg11). Gene Ontology annotation, biological process: reticulophagy; autophagosome assembly; autophagy of mitochondrion. The transcript is spliced from 4 exons. Gene Ontology annotation, cellular component: Atg1/ULK1 kinase complex; phagophore assembly site membrane; extrinsic component of membrane. NCBI's taxonomy places the organism in Eukaryota, Fungi, Ascomycota, Eurotiomycetes, Eurotiales, Aspergillaceae. Gene Ontology annotation, molecular function: molecular adaptor activity; protein kinase binding. The record is from RefSeq and is a predicted model, not a curated record. Bases 1 to 4077 code for a protein of 1358 amino acids.
AUGUCUUUACAUAUCUAUAUCGCUCACUCUGGUGAGCAUCUUCUCGCAGACCCGGUUUCCUUUGCUUCACCGGAUGCGUUGAAAUCAUGGAUUGUCCGAAAUACCUCUAUUCCACCUCCGAGACAAAUAUUGAUGACUGCGCGGGGGAAAAAUGUCAAGAUACAAACGCUAGCCACUGAGACUGAGAUAUUUGUUUAUGAUCGGCAAUAUGUGAGCGACCCGGGCGAUGUUGAACUACCGGAGCUACCUCAACCGGAACCCUUGCAGUCGACGAACCCACCAGCAUCUAUCACCGACCAGAACGACCUUCACUCAUGGCGAAAUCUUUUCAUGAAAAGGCGGACCUGGGCUCUUGGUCUUUCCACUCGCUGCGGAGAAACUGCGAAAAAGGGCCGCGAACACAAUGAGCGAACCGAGAUCAUACACCGAGGAGUGGGUGUGGCUUUGGAGAACCUCAAAUCUCAUGUGGGAACGCUCGAACACCGCUUCCAGGAAGCACAGACAUGGGCGAACACGCUUGUAGAGGAGCAGCAGGCGGCUCUGGAUGGCUGGCAGCGUGCUCUCUCAACUCUUGAGAGUAUUCCCGCGCGGAAGGACUUUCCUUUGCUUGGUCGCCCAUCCACCCCAAAGAAGGACAAGGACAGGCCCACAGGGACCCUCCGCGACUUUGUCGACGUGUUUGAGGUUGAGCAAGCUGGAUCAGACGCUGCUCUAGCGUCGCCACGCUUCUCUGCCCAAAUCCAAGAUAUUGAGAAGAUGGUCACCGACAUUGCUGUGGAGACACAAAGUUUGGUGGACGAAACGCCACCUGAGCCAGACGCUGGCGAUGAAGGGCUUUUGGAGGAGGUGGAAACCAUUGCAAAGAAAAUCGGCUCUGACUACGAACAUGUCCUUGGUUUACCCAACAACCAGAAGAUGCUGGCAACCAUUUCUAGGCUGGCCCUCAGCCAUACACAAGAUCUUCUUCCCUCGCUUCUCGAACUUAGUAAGGAUAUCCAGCAUACCAUGGAGGAGUCAUGGCGACGCCGUGAAGCUGCAGAGAAGAUGGCCCUUCAACAGAUGCGAACAAUCUCACAUAUUGAGUCUCGCCUUGCAGAUGCCCACACCCAGCUUGUCAAUCUUGACGUGAAUAGCAACGCGUUUGACAUUAUAUACUCUGUCUUCCAGAUGCCAAUGGUCUAUGGAUCAAUUCUGAUAGAGUCUAUACGUCGCCGGGAAUGGAGCGAUAAGAUAAAAGCUGACUCGCUUAGCUUGGCGGAGGAAAUGGCUGUUCUCACAGACGAGGAACAAAGACGCCGCAAGAAAUGGGUCAAAGUCAUGGGCGAUUUCAUAUCAUUUGGAGAUACCACUGCCCCGGGAAUCGAAGUCAACUUUCAGGGCCAAGAUGAUGGGUGGCCGGAAGUCAACCGGAAAGAGAUUGAACUCUACAUCGAUGAAAUAAGGACGAAACACUCACUGUCAAAAAUCGCGGAUGAUUUGUCCGUACAGUUCAAAGACUUGGAUGCACCAACACGUCAGCAACGGCGUCGGGCCAAGGCAUUCAAGAAUGGAAGCGUUUUCGAUUUGGGCAGAAGCUCGAUAUUACUACGCGGUGAUGACAUGGUUCGAAGCCUGCAAGAGGAGAAAACCAAGCUCGAAGAAAGAGUCAAAGGAUCCGACAGCCGCAUCCGUAAGCUUGAGGAUCUGCUGCAUCGCCAAAGUCAUCUUAGUCGGCCCUCAAGCGGUAACUUCGGCCCCGACUUUCCGAGCUCACCAGCGUCGCCGCACCCCGAUGCCAUGUCGCGUCGCUCCUCUGUUUCUUCAAGACGAGUAUCAAUGACCCAGUCCCCGGAAGAUCGCGCGCUGGUCCAGCGCAUCGUAUCACUCGAAGCUGAACUAGCCGCUGAAAGGGAUACUGUGCAGAGGCUUCACAAGGAAGCACAUUUUGAACGCCAGACAAACUCUGACAAGUACCAAGAAGCCCAGUCCAAAUAUAACGAAGCUCAGUCCACGAAAGAAGACUUGAUUGGGAACCUCGAGGCUCGGCAACGUGAAUUCGAGGAUGAGCGGAGAGAUCUGGAAGCUGAACUUAAAAAAUACCGACACCGAAAUGAGGAGGUUGAAGAAGAGCUAGAUAGGCUCAUGGAUGGCCGCGAUCAUGAAAGGCAAGAAUCAGACGAGCGCAUCCAUCAACUUGAAACCGAACUACAAAACGCCCAAGAUACAUCUGCCGAGGAAGCUCAGAAAGCCACUGGGCUCAAUGAUCGCAUCAAAGCCCACGAGGAGAGAGACCAAGAACUACGGGAAAAGGUUGAAAGUCUUGAGCACCAUAACAGCAAGCAGAACCAAAGAGACCAAGAUAACUACAACGCCCUCCAGUCAGCCUUCAUGAAUUUAUCACCCGGAGGAACCGUUCCGCCCGAACUUCCUAGCCUCAUCAAAGCCGUUGAUAUUCUCUCCGAGGGUCUCUCCAUUCAUGCUAAAAAUGCCGAGGAGAGCGCAUCGCAAGCAGCGGAAGAAAUUAAGUCCCUUGGUGAAAGAAACGCUCAACUCGAGUCGGAUCUCCAAGCGGAAGCAAAUAGGCUGGAAGGCAAACAAGCUGAAAUAUCACGACUUACACAAGAGCUUUCAGAAACACAAACAAAACUGGCUAGUAUCAGGUCUGAGUUGGAACACGAGCGUUCUGCUUUGCACACCUUGCAGACUCACGUAUCAGCCGGUCAAAGCGGAUCCGAUGCCUUGCGAGAACAAAUUGCCGAGGAAGAACAAAAGCACGCAACUCUUACUCAAAAACUCGCAGACGCCGAAAGCGAAACCCGGGACCUAAAGAACAAACACUCCGAGUGUGAAAAGAAGCUCGAAUGGGCUUCCCAGACGGAGGAGCAGGUUGUGGCUCGAAUCCAUGCCCGAGGAGUGCGAUCCCAUGAUGUCUCUAAGCAGCUCCACUCGCAGGUCGACACUCUGGUGCGGAUACUUGAGCAGAUGGGCUUUGCGCUUAUUCAACAGGACGGGCAUCUUGCCGUUCAGAGAGCUUCUAAAGUUAACGCCUCGUCCAGCCUUGGGGAGAGUAUUGCUCAAUCUGGGAUCGUCUCGGCGAGACCCGACGCUUCUUUACUGCCUUGGAUGCAGGCGGAGACCCCCGAGGAAGAAGAGUCUAAUUACGCCGCGUUCAUCGAAAAUCUAUCACGCUUCGAUUUCUCGAUUUUUGGGGAGGCAGUCAUCAAACGUGUCAAGGAUCUUGAGACGUAUGCUCGCAAGUACCUGAAAGAAUCCCGAACGUACCGUGACCGCUAUCAUCGGGUUCAAAGCGAGGCGCACGAGAAGAUUGCGUAUCGCUCCUUUAAGGAAGGAGAUCUCGCCCUGUUUCUCCCUACCCGAAACCAAGCGAUUCGUUCGUGGGCAGCCUUCAACAUCAAUGCGCCUCAUAAUUUCCUGCGCGAGCAAGAUUCUCACAAAUUAGACACGCGAGACUGGCUAUUGGCUCGCAUCACCAAGAUUGAAGAGCGAGUAGUCGAUCUAUCCAAGUCAUUGAACAGUGCAGCCGCAGACCGUAACUCACUCGGGGAUGCCAGCGACGGCGCGUCUUUAGAAGAUGACAAUCCCUUCGAGCUUUCGGACGGUCUCCGAUGGUACCUCAUCGAUGCCGUUGAAGAGAAGCCUGGCGCGCCCGCUACGCCGGGUAUCUCGAAAAGCACCGUUGCCUCCGCGCAUGUUGACGCCAAAGGCAGUAUACGUCUCAAGCGACCGACCGAAGAAAGCACCGUCGCCCAGACUCUAUCUAAAAGCUUAGAUAGCCGACGUAAUAGUUCUAACUCCAAACGAGGCACACCUACGCCCUCUCACAAGGCGAACGACUCAGCCUCGGAUAUCGUUCGGCCAGCCGACGCGGAUACCGGCUCUCAGACUAGAGAGGCCGCACCGAUAUUUGACGAGAAUCAGGAUCCCGCAUCAGCAUCAGCAGCGCAGUUACACAUCGGUGCUACAUCACCAGCAUCACCGCCUUCGCGAUCAGCUUCUGGUCUGCGACAGGCUAGGUCCCGUCCUUGGGAGAAGCUAUGGUCAAUGGACUAUCGUCGAGAGGAAAGUGGAACGAGAUAG